GCAGAAGAAGCCGCAAAACGUUACAGCAGCCGCUGCUUGGAGAGCAGAGGGAGCGUCGGAACUUCAGUGUGCACGAGGCCAGAUUCAAAAUGGGAGGCAAGCUCAGCAAAAAGAAGAAGGGGUACAACGUAAACGAUGACAAGGCCAAAGACAAGGACGCCAAAGCAGAGGGGGCCUCUGCCGAGGAGAGCGAAGCACCGAAAGACAACAAAGACGAGGCCCCGGCCGCCACCGAUGCUAAAGAGGUAGCAAACGACACGGCGGCCAAGGAGGCGCCGGCAGCAGACGCUGCAGCGCCUAAAGAGGAGGAGAAGAACGCAGCUCCCGCCGCAAAGGAGCCCGAGAAGCCCGCCGCCAACGCUGAGCCGAAGACUGAGGCACCCAAGAGUGCAGAGCCCGCCAAGGCCGAGGAGAAACCAGCUGCUCCGGCCCCGGCCAAAGAAUCGGCCCCUGCCGCCAAGGAGCCCGAGGCUAAGGCCGCGGCGCCGACCCCGGCGGCUGAGAGCAAAGAUGAGGCCGACGCCAAAAAGACUGAGGCCCCCGCGGCACCAGCAGCCAAAGCCGAGGCGGCCCCCGCCGCCUCCCCUGACCCCAAGCCCACAGAGGCGGCGGCUCCCGCGCCGGCGAAGGAGGCCGCCGCAGCGCCUAGUUCAACACCAGCCGCCGAGCCUCCCGCCAAGGAGGCGAACGCCACAGAGGCACCAAGCAAGGAUCAAACCGUAGCAGUUCAAGAUUAAUGGACAGCUUCUUUUCGGAAAUGAAAAAAAAAAGUACCUAACUCAACGACGACGAAGAUUAAAAAACGAAAAUGAAAUUAACUAGCCCACCCAUAUUCUGACGAUAACAAUAAUAAUAAUAAUUGUAAUGAUGACAAUUUGUUGAAUGAGGAGGACCGGAGCAACCACCUGGAGAAGUUUCCCACCGCUGCAAAUGAUUAUUGCUAUUAUUAUUGUUAUGUUUUAUUUUUUUCUGCUGUAGUAUUUGAACUUUGAUACGAGUCUGUGUCGACCACACGCGCCAUUCCACAUCCAUCGCCCCCCUCCCUCAUACGGUCAAGAGGUUUAACCCAUCUCAGCCCACAGAAGGCCUGCGUUCAUACAUUCACCUGCACCCUCUGCUCUGUGGAUGUCAGGAUAUCAAAAUCUGGGGAGCAGGGCUGAGGGAAGGCGGGGGGGGGGCGGGGUUAAAAAUCACUUUACCAGCUGGACCACUGAAUCUGUCCACUCCUCAGCUCUCCCCCUUCCUCCCAUCCUCCUCCUCAGAGUGUCGUGUUCUCGGCUUCGGCCCGGUACUUGCAGUUUUUCGGUGCCGUGGAAUUGUGGUUCUGUCCUUUUUGAACCCGUCCUCCCCCCUGCCAUUUCGGUACCCUUGGGUUGUGUUGUUACCCAUUUUCCUGCAACCCAGGAAGUCUUAACAGGGGGAGUUUAAAUUUAUGGUCAGGCCUGAGAGUGUUCAGGCUUUCUAAGACAUUUGGGAGGUUGAAAACGGUCGACUUUGCAGCGCAAAACACAUCUUAGACGUAUAAAAGAGUCGUAGGAAUUUUUCAGAUAAACUUCUAGAUUUUGUACUGAAACCCUUAGGUAUAUUGUAAGUCAACUAAGUGGUUUUUUAACAUUUGUAAUACGCUUAUAAAAUCUGCAAAGCCUCGCUAUAAAGAUCUCCUCAGUGUCCUCAGAAAGUCUGAUGGAACUCUCUGAUCCUCCGUCUAAAUCUACUUUUAUUUUCAAAGACAUAUCAGCUGCUGAGCCGGGAGAAACAGGCUGCACAGUCACCUUCCCACAGACUGUUUGACCUCGCUUGGAAAAACAAGCCGGUGACAUUCUCUGCAUCAUCGGGACGGGUCAGAUAGCGUUGGUUCAGCUGCGUCCCUCCUAAGAACGCAGAUUAAAGCUGCUCUCUCUUUGCAUUUUGUGGACGCUGUCGUGCACCACGAGGCAGACAAAAGUCCUAAAAUUCCACUUAGAUCAAAUCAUUUUAAAGUGUUAUGUGCCUACAAUCUUCUGUCUGUGUGUGUUUGCAGAUUGUGGAGUUUGGCUGGAAUUUUAAGAUCAGGAAUAGCGAUGUUGUCAACAAUGCGAACUACAAACAUGGAGGAAUGUGCUGCAGUAGAAUAAUACUGAUAAAAAUGACAUAAAAGUUUUAAUUAAACACUCCUCAGCCAUUUGAAAUUGGCCCAGAGAAGCUGUGAUUACAGCAGGAACAUCAUGAUGAGUCUGUCCUGUGGGGGGGGGGGGGGUGUCACCGGUUUGGUAUCUAAGCAGGUGAAAACAGGCCACAUGAGAUCAGGUACAGGUGCUGUUUGGUCCAGGUCUGUCUUCGUGCACCUGUGAAGCUCUGUGACUCCCAGCAGGCUGAUCCCUACCCACUCGAUCUACUAUGGUCCAUGUUUCUGCGGCAACCGUACGCCACGCUAUGGGAUGGAAAAGCCUUGCACAUGAAAAGGGAGCUUCUGAUUUCAUCAUCGUCACCCCUCAUUUCCCUUUACUUUUCAGAAAUAUAUAUUGCAUAUAUGUUCAUGUAUGCAGCGGUGGAAGAAUAUGCACUUACACCUUUUACUCAAGUAAAAGUAUCAGUGUUACUGUAGAAGAAUACUCCAUGGCAGCGAAGUCCUGCGUUGUGAUUUUUAAUUCAGUAAAAAGCGAAGAAGAAAGUUUAUAUCUCUAGUUUUCAGGAUUGUCAUGCUUCAGGAUCAGAGGGAAGGAAGGAAGAAAGGAAGGAAGGAAGGAAGGAUGAAAGGAAGGAAGGAGGGAUGGACUUAGUAAAAACUACUUAAACAUCCAAUGCUUAAGUAGAAUUAGUGAAGAAGAAACUUUGCAUCUCCAGUUUUGGUGAUUUUCAUGCUUUUAUAUGAGCUGAAAAAUGAAAAGAAGGACAGAAGUAAUGACGGAUUGAAAGACAGCAUGAAGGAAGUAAAGAAGUAAAAAGAAAGGAAAGGAAUAAGGAAGGACUGAAGGACAAGAAACAUCAGAGAUAUUUAUAGUAUCUCAAAAGCUGACAGAUAAAUAUAAUUAAAUAUUAAAUCAAUUUCCUCUGACAUGUAUUGAACUCGACUCUUGAGUGUUUUCCCAAAAUAGAAAGUCAAGUAAGAAACCAGCACCCCGAAAAUUGUACUUCACUACAGGACUUGAGUAAAUGUACUUUCAUAAUCUCCACCUUUGCUAUAUAUAUAUAUAUAUAUAUAUAUAUAUAUAUAUAUAUAUAUUUACUCAUGUCAGCCAUCUAUUUGCCAGCUUUUCAGUUUCAUCCAGCUGACACACAACGUUUUCCUCCCAGCACUUGUCAAACCGUAGCAGAAACAAACACUCGAGGAGCGUCGUGUGCCACUUGGUUCAGUUUUCCUUCCUCUCUUGACUCAGUAAAUUGCAUGUCCGUGGUUGGGUGAACCUGUAGUCCUGUCUUUUUGGUCAAGUGGAAAAAAAUAAUUUCUCAGUCUGCAUCCAUGGCAACUACAGUUGAUAUUUUCAUCCCAUGUCUCACCACUGCUAUUUCCACACCACACGUUCAUCCAAAACAAACAAAAAGAUGAUAUGGAAAUUGAUGCAUUCAAAAUUAUAUGUACUUGUAUAAAUGGUGCAACAGUAAUAAAAUGUAAGAAAUUGACUGAAACUUGA
This is a messenger RNA of Chelmon rostratus (copperband butterflyfish), 3611 nucleotides long. It is a transcript of the gene basp1, whose product is annotated as brain abundant, membrane attached signal protein 1. The transcript is spliced from 2 exons. Lineage: Eukaryota; Metazoa; Chordata; Actinopteri; Chaetodontiformes; Chaetodontidae. The record is from RefSeq and is a predicted model, not a curated record. Bases 90 to 737 code for a protein of 215 amino acids.